Molecule: messenger RNA, 591 nt
Organism: Rubroshorea leprosula
Lineage: Eukaryota; Viridiplantae; Streptophyta; Magnoliopsida; Malvales; Dipterocarpaceae
Source: the annotation of a GenBank genome assembly
AAUUAAUUUUUACUUACCGAAUUUAAUUAGCUAACUCAAUACUAAUACAACUUAAAUUUCACAACCCAUUCUUUUUUCAAUUUUCCAAACCCAAAUUGUCUUACCUAGCCCAUUCUUUUUGUAAAUCCAAUCUUCUUAAACCUCAUAAUUGCCUAGCCCAAUUAAAUUGAUAACCCUAGAAAGACUAUUCAAAGCCAAAGAUUUCAGAUUUGCUUGUCGCUUGCGAUUCCUCAAUCCUCCAAUCUCCAGUCUCUUAUGUUGCUCUGCACUAUAACUCUUUUUGUUUGCUCAAUCCUCUGUCCUUAACUCCUCAUCUCAUCUAUGAUUCCCUUCAAGAUCAAUAUCUCACCGUGCUAUCACUACCUUUGAAAUCGACAAUGGCGAGCUAUUGCUUGAGUUGCCUCCACUCCACUCAUGGGUCAUCACUCACCUUCAACUUAGGUCAUCCUUCUUCCUCUGCAACUCUACCUCUAAUUCUCAAACUUUCCAAUGCCAACCUCCAAGUAUCAAUUAGCUGUAGUUUUUGAAACUAUAGUUUUUGUGCUUUAGUGCUUAUGAUUUAGAGUACCGGAAUAUAUGAUAGUUUUAAUU